This is a messenger RNA of Tribolium madens (black flour beetle), 491 nucleotides long. RefSeq lists its product as uncharacterized. The coding region runs from base 89 to 457 and encodes 122 amino acids. The record is from RefSeq and is a predicted model, not a curated record. The transcript is spliced from 4 exons. Lineage: Eukaryota; Metazoa; Arthropoda; Insecta; Coleoptera; Tenebrionidae.
UUUCUCAAUUGAGUAAUUUUAGUAAAAUUCUAGAUUUAUUACAAAAGUAAUCAAGACGUUUUGGGGGCUUCUCCAAGCUGAGGUUUACAUGUUGAUCAUCGUUAACACUUCAACGAUUUUUUUCUUCAUCAAUUCUUUCUCGCUCAGUGAUGAUUGGAAAGCUAAUCUCCGAUCGAUUUGUUUCUCUACAACAAGUGUUUUGUUAACAAUACAUCUCACAGCACUAUUUUUACAAAUCCCAGAUAUGACUGGAAAAAUUUUCGAUGAGUUACUAGGACUGCCCUGGUAUUUGUAUAAUCGUAAAAAUUGCACAACGUUACUUAUUUUGUUGGAAAAUUCAGUAAAUCCAAUUUAUAUUAAUUUGUUAGGGACAGGACGGUUGGAUGCAGCUUCUGUUGGUAAAUACAUUAAAAUGAUAUAUUCCACAACGACUGUUUUGCAUAGUUUGAAAGAGUAAAAAAAUCACCGAAAUCUGUAUAAUUAAAGCACCC